Prunus armeniaca (apricot) is the source of this 300-nucleotide messenger RNA. The record is from the annotation of a GenBank genome assembly. Lineage: Eukaryota; Viridiplantae; Streptophyta; Magnoliopsida; Rosales; Rosaceae.
AUGGCAGUCUUACGGCAGCAACAUCUUCUUUCCACUUUUAUUUGUUGCAUCUUCCUGUUAUCUUGGCUGGGCAGUGGACAACUUGGCAGUAUAUUUUCCUCUACUUUCUACAACAAAAACCGCCCAGGCCGCCUAGCCCCAUUUUUUGAAAAUUUCAUUGUGAUUCUGUGUUAUCGGCUUGAUCUUUCCUCUUCGGGGGGCGGGGAGGUGGAGGGGAAUGAAAUGGAAGAAGGCCAAUGCAUUAUGCAUCCAAGGGAGAAUUAUGCCCCAAUCCCGAAAAUGGAUUUCUCCAACCCUUAA